This is a messenger RNA of Harmonia axyridis, 2012 nucleotides long. RefSeq names its product peptidyl-prolyl cis-trans isomerase sig-7. Gene Ontology annotation, biological process: protein peptidyl-prolyl isomerization. Gene Ontology annotation, molecular function: peptidyl-prolyl cis-trans isomerase activity; RNA binding. Bases 117 to 1919 code for a protein of 600 amino acids. The record is from RefSeq and is a predicted model, not a curated record. Gene Ontology annotation, cellular component: nucleus. The transcript is spliced from 2 exons. NCBI's taxonomy places the organism in Eukaryota, Metazoa, Arthropoda, Insecta, Coleoptera, Coccinellidae.
CUAACCUAAGUUUAUAUCGAAAUCGAAUAUACACUGUUAUCUGUGUAUCGAAUUAUAGAAGCUUUCGCUUUGAAGUGGGUUCAUAUUUAUAUGAACAAUAAAUUGUUAUCUGGAAAAUGUCUGUUGUAAUAGAAACUACUCUUGGGGAUAUAACUGUAGACUUAUUUCUAAAGCAAAGACCAAGAGCCUGUCAAAAUUUUCUAAAGCUUUGCAAGAUCAAGUAUUACAAUUGGAAUUUAUUUCACACUGUCAGUAAAGGAUUUAUCGCACAAACUGGUGAUCCUACAGGAAGUCGAAAUGGAGGGGAAUCAAUAUAUGGGGUACUCGAUGGUCCUCUUAAAAGAUUUUUCGGUGCUGAAACAAAUCCACGUAUAAAACAUACUGUGAAAGGACUGAUUUCAUUUGUGGGUAAUGAAGAGAACAUGAUUGGUUCACAAUUCUUUCUUACCCUAGGUAAUGAUCUCACAUAUUUGGAUGAGAAACACUGUGUUUUUGGGGAAGUAGUUGAAGGAUUGGAUGUAUUGGAAGUUAUAGAUGAAGCAAUUUGUGACUCUGAAGAUAGACCAUAUCAAGAUAUCCGUAUAACUCACACUGUCAUUUUGGAUGACCCCUUCCCGGAUUUAGAAAAAAUGUUUAUUCCUUCUCGAUCACCAUCUCCUUCGGCUGAAAGAUUACAAGGAGGACGAAUUGCCCCAGACGAGGAAGUGGAUGAAAUAGCUGGGAAAACAGCAGAUGAAAUAAAUGAAAUGAUAGCUGAAAGAGAAGCGAAAGCUAGAGCUACCAUCCUUGAAAUGGUUGGAGAUCUUCCAGAAGCAGAUAUGGCUCCGCCUGAAAAUGUUUUAUUUGUGUGCAAACUAAAUCCAGUUACCUCGGAUGAUGAUCUUGAAAUUAUAUUCAGUCGAUUUGGUAAAAUCAAGUCAUGUGAGGUUAUUAGGGAUCAUAAAACAGGAGAUUCUUUACAAUACGCUUUUAUUGAGUUUGAGGAUAAGAAGUCCUGUGAAGAUGCUUACUUUAAAAUGGAUAAUGUCCUCAUAGAUGAUAGGAGAAUUCAUGUAGACUUCAGUCAGUCUGUCUCUAAAGUGAAAUGGAUGGGAAAAGGAAGAGGUGUUAAACAUUUUCCUGAAGGUGGGUCUUUAAAACAGUUGAAAUAUUCCCAAGAAAACAAUAAUAAAAAUCAUGUACAGUCUAGAAAACAUUCUUGGCAUGAACAGAAUAACAUGUCAAGAUAUGAUGAUAAUCAAAGGUAUCAUAGAGAAAGCAGGAAAAAAAGGAAAAGUAGAUCUCAAUCCCGAGAGCAUGAACAGAAGAACAUGUCAAGAUAUGUUGAUAAUCAAAGGUAUCAUAAAGAAAGCAGGAAAAAAAGGAAAAGUAGAUCUCAAUCCCGAGAGCAUGAACAGAAUAACAUGUCAAGAUAUGAUGAUAAUCAAAGGUAUCAUAGAGAAAGCAGGAAAAAAAGGAAAAGUAGAUCUCAAUCCCCAGAAUAUAAGAAAUCAAAAGAUAGGUAUGAAAUGAAAAAAUUUGGAAGUAGGAAACCAAGAUCACCUUCUUCCAAAAACAAGAAUAUUAAAAGAAAUCAAACUAAGGAGAGCAGAUCAUCUUGUAGAAGGAGUAGAUCUAGAAGUGUUAAUCGCUCAACAAAACAUAAAAAAACAUCCAGAAGUAGUCCAGAAAGUAGAAGCAGAUCACUAACUCCUAAGUAUAAGAAGAGUAGAAGGAGCAGUUCAGACAGUAGUAGCAGAUCUUUUUCUCCUGAGAACAGAAAAAUAAAGAAAAGAAAGAGCAGGUCGAUAUCACCUAGAGAUAGAAAAAAAUCUAAAAGAAGAUCAUCUUCAUCAGAGGAUGAAGUGCGAAGGUACAGUAAAAAGCACAUAAAAAAAGCUGAAAAGAGUAGAUCGGAAAAAAUAAAAUAUAAGACAUAAAGAUUACAUUACUUCCUUAUUGUAAAUAGCUCAUUUUAUUUAAUUUGAUAUUGUUAUAAUUUUUAGAGAACAAUAAAUAAGCAAAGUUUUAAA